AAAGAGUGCUGCGGUUCUGCAGCUGGGGAUUGUUGGGGAGCAGCAGCUCAUUCUCAUUUUAAAGGGGACAUACACUUAAACAGAGCGUUUUGGCUCAUACCAUAAAAGUGGCAAUUUCAACAAGCUACAAAAAAUGAUCUGUGGGGUGUUUUGAGGUAAUACUUCGUAUACACACUCUGGCGACAUCAGAGAACAAUUUUAAAUAUUAUAUCUAUGCAUUCUAUGGCACCUUUAACUUGAAAAAAGGACGUUAACAGCUGCUAUAUACAUGUGAUCAGACAUGGCAGAACAAAGUCCAGCCAAAAAACUAAGGAAACAGGUCAAGGGCUUUCUGUGCGACGUGAGCCCCGUAAAAGACAAUCAUUUUGAUGCCGUUCUUCAACAUGAAGGUGGAAAUAGUAAAGUUGUGGUCUUCAGACCUGAAGAUCACAUGCACUUCCACAACGCUGAAAAAACACGGAGUUUAGUUACACUAGAUGACGUGGUUUUACCGUCGUCAGUGGAGUCCAGCAGAAGCAUGGACAUCUUCUACACCCACAGCUCGAAAAUGUCCUGCGUCCGUGACCUCGGAGGAGCAUUUAACAGCAGCUUUUCUGCUGGACCACAAGCUGUGCAAUUGUCUGAACUCCUCAAACUGCAUACAAAACCAAAGAGGGUGAACAUCAAUGCAAAGAUUAUCCAGGAGCUGCGCAGGGGAAUCGGUGUUGUAUGGGAUGGACAGAGUCUUCCAAAAACUGAAUAUACUGUAGCAGAUACCACAGACUGCAUGAGGCUAACAGUCUGGCGUGAGCACAGCAUGACUGUGGGUGAAUGGUACAGCAUCACAGACGUCUCUGUGAGAGAGAUCAGGGGAAAGACAUCCCUAUCAACUACCAUAGAUACACAGAUCGUCAGCAUCCCAUCUCAAGGUACAGCGGCUGCUGUUCAAGUGACAUCCCCAUCAACUAUCAAAGACACACAGAUCGUCAGCAUCCCAUCUCAAGGUACAGCGGCUGCUGUUCAAGUGCUGACAGAAACUAUCAGAUGUGAUAUCCUUGGUGCAAACAUUAAAAAUGUCUUAAUUUGUCCUCGUAAACACCAAAUGAAGAGUGUGACACUGUCAAGCCCAACUCUAUAUUGUAUCUCAUGCAACACACAUUACAAAAGCACUGCCAUCGUGAUGAACUUUAGUGGUCACCUGGAUAUUAAACCAGAAACAGGAAAUGUUAUGAAGGCGAAGAUUGAAGACGAGGUCAUAAGGUCGGCGCUCACAGUCAAUCCCACUGCAUCACCAAAGGACAUUAUUAAGAGCUUAAUUGCACUGCCACCCAUGCAGAUUACAAUUCACAAGAACGUCAUUGUAAAGAUGGAAGAUGUUCCUCAGAAGACUGAGAUCAAGUCUGAAGAUGAGCUUCCUGUUAAAGUGGAACCUGUGGAAGAAUCCGAGUUUUAUUCACCCCCGGAUUAUGGCUUUCUAUUCAGUUCCCAAGUCAGAAAAAGAAAAUUUAAUGACUGACUCUAAUCAUAGAAAUUAAUAACUUCCCAUUACUGUAUUAUUCAUGACUUCAGAUAAAAUCAGUAUGAAGACUAAAGUCUAACAAAGAUUACCAGGAUGUCUAAAUACUUAAAAUAAAAUAAAACAGUUAAUACUUAUGUACACACACACACCUAUCUAUAAUUGUCAUUAAAAUGUCAAUUCAAAUUUAUAUUUAUAUACACAUACCUUUAUUAAAUUCUGCUAAAUUACUAAAUGUAAAUAUAUAAUUUAACGUUCAUUUUCUAUUUUGUUUUUAGAUUAAACCUUAAGAUUAAUGUUUACUGGGGAAAACGAAUGGAUUACAUAUUUCCAAAUAAUCUCUAAUGAUUACAGAGAAACUGUUUUAAUGUUAAUUUUAAAGUUUAAUUGGUGGUGAGAAAUUGAUUGUGAUGUUAUUGCCCUUUGCAUUGAAAUGUUGAUGAUGUCACAAUCUGUAGAUUUUGAGUAUUUGCAGACAUAUAGCAGAGAAAAUAAAUUUGAACAAAUGCUUUU
Carassius auratus (goldfish) is the source of this 2008-nucleotide messenger RNA. RefSeq lists its product as uncharacterized. NCBI's taxonomy places the organism in Eukaryota, Metazoa, Chordata, Actinopteri, Cypriniformes, Cyprinidae. The record is from RefSeq and is a predicted model, not a curated record. Gene Ontology annotation, molecular function: DNA binding. Gene Ontology annotation, cellular component: SOSS complex. Gene Ontology annotation, biological process: double-strand break repair via homologous recombination; response to ionizing radiation; mitotic G2/M transition checkpoint. The coding region runs from base 281 to 1495 and encodes 404 amino acids. The transcript has 4 exons.